Molecule: messenger RNA, 2290 nt
Organism: Orycteropus afer afer
Lineage: Eukaryota; Metazoa; Chordata; Mammalia; Tubulidentata; Orycteropodidae
Source: RefSeq, a predicted model, not a curated record
GGGGCCGCGCGGCGAGGCCUGAUCCCUGCAGCGCAGGCGGCCGGCGUCGCAGAGCAUAGGGAGUCAGAUGCGCCCGGACUCCUGCUGGUGAAAGUGAUUUCCCAUCAAUUACUUUGGACUGGACAAUCAGAAAACAAGAUUCUUUUCUUCUUUUUGGGACACUAAGUCUCUAUGUGCACAAAAAAUUCCAGUGAGGGAAGAAAGGUGGCACUUCUUGGAUGAUGAUGGAAAUCCCACUGGACAGGAUGAGGGCAGAGUGUGUGACAUCGCCACCACGAAGGUGCAGAGUGAUCUUCUUCAUUUCCCUUCCAAGCCAGCACUCUACCUCCUAUAUCCACCAUGGUGUAUGGUGAGUUUUUCCAUCGACCUGGACAAGAUGAGGAACUUGUCAACUUGAAUGUGGGGGGCUUUAAGCAGUCUGUUGACCAGAGCACCCUCCUGCGGUUUCCUCACACCAGACUCGGGAAGUUACUCACUUGCCACUCCGAGGAGGCCAUUCUGGAGCUGUGUGAUGAUUACAGCGUGGCUGAUAAAGAGUACUAUUUUGAUAGGAACCCCUCCUUGUUCAGAUAUGUUUUGAAUUUUUACUACACAGGGAAGCUGCAUUUCAUGGAGGAACUGUGUGUUUUCUCAUUCUGCCAAGAGAUCGAGUACUGGGGCAUCAAUGAGCUGUUCAUUGACUCCUGUUGCAGUAAUCGCUAUCAGGAGCGCAAAGAGGAGAACCAUGAGAAGGAGUGGGAUCAGAAAAGCAAUGACGUGAGCACCGAUACCUCAUUUGAAGAGUCUUCUUUAUUUGAGAAAGAACUGGAGAAGUUUGAUAAGUUACGAUUCGGGCAGCUCCGGAAGAAAAUCUGGAUUAGAAUGGAAAACCCAGCAUACUGCCUGUCUGCCAAGCUCAUCGCCAUCUCGUCCUUGAGUGUGGUGCUGGCCUCCAUCGUGGCAAUGUGUGUCCACAGCAUGUCAGAGUUCCAGAAUGAGGAUGGAGAGGUGGAUGACCCUGUGCUAGAAGGUGUGGAGAUUGCAUGCAUCACUUGGUUUACAGGGGAGCUUGCCAUCCGGCUGGUUGCUGCACCUUGUCAAAAGAAAUUCUGGAAAAACCCUCUGAACAUAAUUGACUUUGUCUCCAUUAUUCCCUUCUAUGCCACAUUAGCUGUAGAUACCAAGGAAGAGGAGAGUGAGGACAUUGAGAACAUGGGCAAGGUGGUCCAGAUCCUGAGGCUAAUGAGGAUUUUCCGAAUUCUAAAGCUUGCUCGGCACUCGGUAGGACUUCGAUCUCUAGGGGCCACCCUGAGGCACAGCUACCAUGAGGUUGGGCUGCUGCUUCUCUUCCUGUCUGUAGGCAUUUCCAUCUUUUCUGCACUUAUCUACUCUGUGGAGAAAGAUGAGACCACGUCAAGCCUCACCAGCAUCCCCAUCUGCUGGUGGUGGGCCACUAUCAGCAUGACGACCGUGGGCUAUGGAGACACCCACCCAGUCACCUUGGCUGGGAAGCUUAUUGCCAGCACGUGCAUCAUCUGUGGCAUUUUGGUGGUGGCUCUUCCUAUCACUAUCAUCUUCAACAAGUUUUCCAAGUACUACCAGAAGCAAAAGGACAUUGAUGUGGACCAGUGCAGUGAAGACCCACCGGAGAAAAGUCACGAGCUACCUUACUUUAACAUUAGGGACAUUUAUGCACAGCGGAUGCACGCCUUCAUUACCAGCCUAUCUUCUGUUGGAAUUGUGGUGAGUGAUCCAGAGUCUACAGAUGCUUCAAGCAUUGACAACAAUGAGGACGCGUAUAGCACCGCAUCCUUAGAGAAUUGCACAGCCAAAUGAGCAGGGACAUUUGUGCCUGUAUCUUGUGUCCCUUCCCAAUAUUAGGUUAACACAGCUUUAUAAACCUCAAUGGGUUUGUUAAAAUCAUUUAAUUCUCAGGGUGUACCUUUCAGCCAUAGUUGGACAUUCAUUGCUCUAAAAUGAUAGACUUGUCUUUAUUUUUCUCAAUGAAGUGAAUUAAAUGCCUUGUUCUGAAAUUUAUUUUUUACAAGAAAGAGUUGUGAUAUGGUUUUGGAAAAAAAAAAGGUAAACGGUAUUGGGUGGGAUUUGUUGCUAUGGCUUAUGCAUCAUUCUAUGUUUGUCAUUUACUCACAUUGAGCUAACUAUAAAUUAUGACAAGUAGAAUCAAAGGCCCAGCUGACUGAAGACUCUACAUGCAUGUAAGAUCCACAAAAUGAGACAAAUGCAUGUAAAUCCGUGUUCACUCCUAGACAUGGAAACGAGGAGCCUAAUAAACUUCCUAAUUCAGUAUGGA